Molecule: messenger RNA, 1161 nt
Organism: Ectocarpus sp. CCAP 1310/34
Lineage: Eukaryota; Phaeophyceae; Ectocarpales; Ectocarpaceae
Source: the annotation of a GenBank genome assembly
AUGGCGGCACAAUCCUAUGCGCAUACGUACGAGCUGGCGAGGUGCGCACGUGGGCAGAGAGGCUGGUACACGAGCGAAGCGCAGCACAAGAUCUCCGAAGCGUCUAAGGAGAUUAAGGCGGCCCAGCAGCAACUGCGUGGGGCCUCAAAGAACAGCGCGUUCGAGGCGACCCUGAAGGCGAUGCUCAAGGCGGCACGGAAGAAGCGCAGCAUCGCGAGGUGGAGAGCACUGGCAACGUUCUUCGAGGGCUAUGUACGGCAGCUCGAGAAGAAGAGCCGCGAGGGGGGAUCAGGCGGGUUUCUACAGGCACCUGAAGAUGAUCGACGUCGAAGGUCGUUCACCCCUCAGAACAUCAAGGACGAGGACGGCAAGGUCCUUCGAUCGAAGUCCAAGGAGGCGGAAGCGUUCGCGAAGCGCCAGCGCGCGAGGGAAGCAGAAGAAGAGAGUACGGCCUCAGGACCGAAGAGAAAGAAAACCGGGGAAGCGGCGGUGGGGGGGAAGAAACGGCGACCGGGCACUGCUGUAGAAGCGAGUAGGGCGGCGGAGGCAGCACUUGUGGCGAACCAUGUACCCGGCUGNUCCCUGCCUACUCUGCUGUGUUGGGUACCGUGAUCUCGCUCUUGCUGUUGCCUUUGUUUUUGUACGUCUGGCUGUCUGCCCAUCUUCCGCCUCUUUGUCCUGUUUGCUCCGUUACUCCCAUGCCUGGUGCGUAGUGUGUGGUGCUGGUACGUUACCCUUUGAUUUUUUCUUUGGGCGGGUGUGGGGAGCGUCCUCCUUUAUUUUUAUUUUUUAUUUUUUAUCGGUUUCCGAGGGCUCUUUUCUCGAACGGUCGGUGCGAUACCUGUUNACCUUCGGCCUCUGUGCUGUGUUUCUGUGUUUCUUUUUUUCAUGACCUCCCUGCCUACUCUGCUGUGUUGGGUACCGUGAUCUCGCUCUUGCUGUUGCCUUUGUUUUUGUACGUCUGGCUGUCUGCCCAUCUUCCGCCUCUUUGUCCUGUUUGCUCCGUUACUCCCAUGCCUGGUGCGUAGUGUGUGGUGCUGGUACGUUACCCUUUGAUUUUUUCUUUGGGCGGGUGUGGGGAGCGUCCUCCUUUAUUUUUAUUUUUUAUUUUUUAUCGGUUUCCGAGGGCUCUUUUCUCGAACGGUCGGUGCGAUACCUGUU